GGUACAGCAUCUUCCAAUAGGAGUGAAGACAGUAGCGCGCACGUGAAGCCGUGAUCUGACACGCCACCUGCGAGUCCGAAUUGUUUCGUGGACCUGGACCGGACCGCAAUGACAAAGAGCACACGAUGCGUCUCCUUCAUCUCGUAGGAUAUGAUGCGUAUAUACAGUGGUAUAAAUUUUAUACACAAAUGCUCUUCUUCGAGAAUGUUUCAUUUUAGUGGCAAGAAAACUGGUUUGUUGUCAAAAAGUGGAAUGUUAGUUGUGCCACCCAGUGGUAAAUGUUACUAAGGCAACCAGCAGACCUUUCGCUCUCCCCCAGUGGUAGCUGUUGGUAGCUGUGCGAUAGGAUGAUGGGAAUUGGCAGGUAAAUAAAGCGGGGAGAGAGAAAAAGAAAAAACGUACGAAAUGACAAAAAUUGUACAAAAAUGGGAUUAAAUUGGAAUGUAGUUAGAGAUCAGCUUUAAGAUGUGAGAUAGAAUUUACAUAGAAAUAAUAAACAAUAAGAUCAAAUCUAAAUAUUUCAAUCCAAAUCCUGGUGGCACAAAUAUUAGUAUAUGAGAUAUGAAUAUGAACAUAUAUUAAAUUUCUCUCUCUUUCUCUCUCUCUCACUCUUUCUCAGUCUCUUUCUCUCUCUCACUCUUUCUCUCUCACACACACUCUCUCUCUCUCUCUCUCUUUCUCUCUCUCUCUCUCACUCUCUUCCUCUCUCUCUCUCUCGUCCAAUCAGGUGUCAGUGGGCGGAGUCUCGCGGCUCAGAGGUGUAAGGGAGUCAGAGAUGGGUUAGUGUGAGUGUCGGGGAGACAGGAGCUCGGUACCGGGGACUCGGUGGGUGACUCUAGUGGCAUGCGGUCUGCGUCAGACACAGCGACACCAUGUUCCCGCAGCUGAAGCGCGCGCUCCGGGAAAGAAACGCGUUUUUCCGGGGAUCCAUCCCGCCGUGGAGCGCGUGUGCAAGGGCAGUGUUUUGCGGUCACCUGCGUUUUCUAUGGCGUGUGUUGAUGUUUUUGACCGUCCUGUGUGUGGCGCUGCAGUUACUGAGUGCAGUUCGUCAGUCUUGGAACAAGAAGACCAGGCGAUCUGACCACCAGUUGAACAAUCCUCUUCUUAUUGAACAGAGAGAUGCUCAGUCUAUCAUGGAGAACUUUAAUUCAAACCAAGAAGCCUUCCAGUGGAAGCAUUUCCAGUGGAGCAAUGGAAAAGACGAAGGCUCGAAUCAGGUUUCAGAACAUGCAAGAAAAAAUCUGGACACAACACCAGCUCGACGUCUCGCUAGCACUUCCGUGAGGAUCUUAACCCCGCAUCAGCCAUCACAUGACUACAAAGGCGAAUCGGUGGUUGACCGGGAAUUCCCAAAACAACCACAAGACCAAAUUUUGUCCCAUGACCAUCUUCCGAAAAGAUCUCCAGAACCUCGAUCAUCUGGUCCGAGACAUGACGCCAAACAAACAUCGAGCUUUUUGACUAGCGACAGAAACGGCACGUGUCAACCCAAGAACCAUGUUUUCUUCCUGAAAACGCACAAGACGGCCAGCAGCACCAUCCUCAACAUCCUGUAUCGCUAUGGCGACACCCAUAACUUGACAUUUGCGCUGCCGGUGUACAUGCACAGCCAGCUCUACUACCCGCACUUCUUCAUGUCGCACUUCGUCGAGGGCAUGAAGUCUCGCCGAGUGACAGAGUUCCACAUCAUGUGCAACCACAUGCGCUUCCGAGGGCCUGAGGUGAGAAAGGUCAUGCCCUUGGACACGUUUUAUUUCUCCAUCCUGCGCAAUCCGGUGUCCAUGAUGGAGUCUCUCUUCACGUACUACAAAUCAAUCCCAGCAUUCCGCAAUUUCAAGACCCUCGAGGACUUUCUGCUCGAUGAAGGCCGUUCUUACAAUGAUACUGUGCUUGGUAACAAUUACGCCCGUAACAUCCUGACCUUCGACUUCGGCUUCAACAACUCGGCACUGUCCGGCGAAGCGGAACUGGACGAACGAGCCGUGGCUCUGAUUUCCGCCGUGGAGAGUGAAUUCCACCUCAUCCUGAUCUCGGAGUACUUCGACGAGUCUAUGGUGUUGCUCAGACACGCCCUCUGCUGGACCCUGGACGACAUCGUGUCAUUCCGCCUGAACAGCCGAAGCGAGAAAACCCGCAAAUCGCUGAGCGUGGAAAUGACCGAGCAGGUGAAGAAGUGGAACUCGUUGGAUUGGCGACUCUACCAACACUUUAAUGCAAGCUUCUGGAGGCGGAUAGAUACAUCGCUAGGGCGCACUAAGCUCCAAGAGGAAGUGGAGCUUCUCAGAGCCAGAAGGGCAGUACUGGAGAAAACCUGCCUUUUAGGGGGCGGGGCUGUGGAUCCAGCUCACGUACUUGAUUCGUCAUUGAAGCCAUUCCAGUACGGCCAAGCGGUUAUCCAGGGAUAUAACAUUCGCCCGGGAUUGGACAACGACACACACCGUUUUUGUCACAGGCUCAUCAUACCCGAACUGCAGUACACCGGGGCUUUGUACGUUAAACAGUUCCCUGAUAUCGCUGUUAAAAUUGCGGCUGCUAAAAAGCAGGCAGCAAAAAAGCACCCAGCCCCCGGCAAACACGUCAUAAAUGCUAAUAGGAAUGGCACCAGUGCGCCUGUCGCUGAGAAGCGCAACUCGAUCAUACAAAGCAGGACAGAUUCUGUUAGAAACAAGAAUGUUGAUAAGGUGCGAAAAGCUAAUAUGCUUAUAUUAGCCAAAGACAAUAUGGAUGUUAAAGAUAAUGCUAACUCAGCUGAAGCAAAGCAACACAAAACCUAAAGACAAAUGAACCUCAACCUGACAUUAAACAGCGAAAUAUGCUAAAUGUGCCUUAGCCUAUGCUGUGGAGUAGAUCUCAAUUUGUUCAUAUCCAGCAGUCAGGAAAAAAAUACAAAUGAAUGUCAAAUGCAAUUUACACAAAACCGAUCAACUGUUUGUUCUCUUACUUGUGAUUAUCUUUGCACUUUGCUAGAUCCUCUUGGGUCUUAAAAUCAUGAUUAAUUUGUUAGCUAGGGGGAAUAUUUGUAAAUAUUUCACUGUUUUUCUGAAAACUAAGCAGUCCAGGCUAAGUUUCGACUAUUCUUCUUCUUCUCUUUCUUGUUGUUGUUGUUGUUGUUGUUAUUAUUAUGUGAACUGGCCCUAAAUUCUAUAUAGACACUGAUUCUAUUUAAUUAAUGUCUUUUCAAAUCCUAAAAGCUGGUAUACAAGUAUAAGAAAUAAGAUUAUUGUUACUGUGAGAUGGUAAAUACGGGUGUAUAUCCUCUGAAUGAGAUGAUUCAGGCUAAAUGUCACAAUUUAAAUGCAGAUUUUUCUAACAAGAUUCAGUUUUCUCUUGAAAGAGAAAUGUAAGGUUUAUAAACAUAGCUGAUAUGAAAUUCAAGUUUGUAAAAAAAAAAAAAUCCUGAUGUAGCCUUUGGUGGGGGCGGGGCUGUGGUAAAUGUCACUUAUGUAGAAUUUAUUUACACAUUUGUACUCAACACUACAGUGCUUUAAAAUUUCUUCCCGUUAAUGUCCUGUUCUAUUGUUCUCUUUAAAAUUUUGUUUGAUAUCUAUUAUGUUCGUAAUAAUGAUGAGCAAAAUAUACACCAGUUAUUUAUCCAUCUUUAUACACCAGG
Molecule: messenger RNA, 3610 nt
Organism: Ictalurus furcatus (blue catfish)
Lineage: Eukaryota; Metazoa; Chordata; Actinopteri; Siluriformes; Ictaluridae
Product: galactose-3-O-sulfotransferase 2-like
Exons: 4
Coding region: 873-2774 (633 amino acids)
Biological process (GO): glycolipid biosynthetic process
Cellular component (GO): membrane
Molecular function (GO): galactosylceramide sulfotransferase activity
Source: RefSeq, a predicted model, not a curated record